Molecule: messenger RNA, 1382 nt
Organism: Hymenoscyphus albidus
Lineage: Eukaryota; Fungi; Ascomycota; Leotiomycetes; Helotiales; Helotiaceae
Source: the annotation of a GenBank genome assembly
GCUACGUACCAUUCCCGAUUCUCGCUUGUAUCUUUACUAAAAGGGGGGGGGCCUUCGAGCCAGUCAUGGUCACGUGAGAUGCGUUUGGCGCUAAACCGCUCCUGGAAGCUCACGACUUCGACCUACUGGUAUACCCAGACUGCGACGAGACCAAUUGACCGGGAACGCCAAACCACCACCAUGGCGACCUCAGUCCUCGGCAGAUUCCUAUUGCCCUCAGCGCGCAUGUCCUUCUCCAUAUCCGCCAAAAAAGUCGCAUCACCCACGCCAUCUCUACGAAGAAAUUUCUCCGCAACCCCAACACCAUUCGCAACAUACAACCAAGUCGUGAAGGUAUGCCUGCGCAAACCACCUGUCCCUAGGCGCAUGGAAGUUUACAUGCUAAUAUUUUGAAUAGGGAUGUCGAGUCCAACAACGUGCCCGUAAAGCCGUCUCCCCCGCUCUGCAUGACGCCAAAGCUCCCGAAUUAAAGGGCGUCUGUCUAAAAGUCGGCGUCACCUCUCCCAAGAAACCCAAUUCGGGAAAACGAAAGACGGCAAGAGUAAGGUUGAGCACCGGAAGGAUUGUCACUUGUUAUAUUCCCGGUGAGGGUCAUAAUGUGCAGCAGCAUUCGGUGGUGUUGGUUCGUGGGUAAGUGAGACUCUAUUCUGUCUUAAAAUUGAGGGUUGGAAUUGGGACUCAUUUUUGGUGAAUUUAGCGGGAGAUCGCAGGAUUGUCCUGGUGUGAGAUAUCGUUUGGUCAGAGGCGCUUUGGAUCUGGGUGGUGUUGGAAAUAGAGUUACGAGUCGAUCAAAGUAUGGCGCGAAGAAACCGAAGAAGGCUGCUGUGUAGAGAAUUGGCACGAACGAGAAUCGUCGAAUAUCAGAAGCGGCGAACAGAUUCCGGCUAGGUAUGGGCUCUGCAUGUCUGGCGUUGAGAGGGAAUUUUCGGUGCAUUUGUAUGUACCAAUAUAUAUAUUGUACCAAUAAAGGAGGGGGGAUUGCGGGCUGCGAUUGAGGAAAAUGGAUGGAAAGGGCCAUUUCAAGUUUAUAGGUGCAGCUGCCGGAAUUCUACUGCAAAUACUUAUCUUUUAUGGCUUACAACAACUUGGAAAAGCAAAGUUCGUAAGUACUUUUGGGGAUUGUUGGGUUGUUGGGCUGAACGGCUAGUCAAACAAUGAGAUGUCUGCAAGAGACAUUUGGCUGGAUCAACUUCUGUUGUUGCUAGGAAUCAAGAUGCUGCCUAUUUCAAGGUUGGGGAACAUGCGGGUUAUCAAAAUCAUAUUUCUUCGUCUGGUUGGCUCGGUUGCAUUGUAACCUUCCAUCCUCUUUUAGCAAGUUGUAUACCAACUUCAGCUGUUAAUGCUGAUGAAAUAACAUGAAUGACCUUAAUAUACAAUAUCCC